This is a messenger RNA of Electrophorus electricus (electric eel), 1345 nucleotides long. RefSeq names its product serpin peptidase inhibitor, clade B (ovalbumin), member 1 (gene serpinb1). Gene Ontology annotation, biological process: negative regulation of endopeptidase activity. NCBI's taxonomy places the organism in Eukaryota, Metazoa, Chordata, Actinopteri, Gymnotiformes, Gymnotidae. Gene Ontology annotation, molecular function: serine-type endopeptidase inhibitor activity. The record is from RefSeq and is a predicted model, not a curated record.
ACUCUGACAUGAAGUGACGCGCUUUGGCUUUAAAGCGGCCGUUCAUAUUCACUGUCCACCACCCACCAGGAAGAGCGGAAGCCGAUCGCAGUGCGAACGUCGUUUAUAGUAUCAACCAUGGACAAUCUGAGUCACGCUAACAACACCUUCGCUCUGGACUUGUACCACGCUUUGAAUAAGGACAAACCUAGUGGAAACAUCUUCUUCUCACCGCUGAGUAUCAGCGCAGCACUUAGUAUGGUCUACCUAGGUGCACGAGGGAACACUGCUGAAGAAAUGGCUAAGGUCAUGUCCUUCAGUUCUGUCCCUGAUGUUCACACCCAUUUCAAAGCUCUCAACUCUUCCAUCAACAGUCCUAAAGCCUCCUACAUCCUCAGGCUGGCCAACAGACUCUUUGGAGAGAAAACCUUUAGUUUCUUACAUGACUUUUUGGACUCCACUCAGAAGUUCUAUCAAGCUGAGCUGCAGGCAGUUGACUUCAUUGGAUCAUCAGAGGAGUCACGGCAGCUCAUCAACCACUGGGUAGAAGAGCAGACUGAGAGUAAAAUCAAAGAUCUUCUGAAGCCAGGGAUGGUCACUGGAAUGACACGUCUUGCCCUUGUGAAUGCUAUCUACUUUAAAGGCAAUUGGUUGCAAAGAUUUAAUGCUCAAGACACCACAGAAAUGCCCUUUCAGAUAAAUAAGAAUGAGAAGAGACCUGUAGAGAUGAUGUAUCAGAAAAAGAAGUUCCCCUUCAACUACAUCCCUGAGUACCGCCUGCGGGUUCUGGAGUUGCCGUAUGUGCAGGAGGAACUGAGCAUGCUGGUGCUUCUCCCUGAGGAGGCUGGGGAUGGUUCUGACCCACUGCAGAAGCUGGAGAGUGAACUGACAGUGGAUAAGCUGCUCGAAUGGACCAAUCCAGCCAACAUGGACGCAGGGACAGACAUUAAUGUCCACCUCCCAAAAUUCAAGCUGGAGGAGGAAAGUUCUCUGAAGAACACGUUAACUAAGAUGGGCAUGGUCUCUUUGUUCCAGUGCAAUUCUGCAGAUCUGACAGGCAUGAGCAGCACUGCGGGUCUUUUUCUGUCUGCAGUGGCCCACAAAGCCUUUGUGGAGGUGAAUGAGGAAGGCACAGAGGCAGCUGCAGCCACAGCAGGCAUUGUGAGUUUCUGCAUGUUCAGAGAGGAGAACUUCAAGGCAGACCACCCCUUUCUGUUCUUCAUCAGACACAACACCACCAAGAGCAUUCUCUUUUUUGGCAAGUUCACGGGCCCAGCCUAGUGAUAUGGUGUAUAACCUUUUGUUAUUAUUCAAUGAAUGCUUGUUUAAAGUAUUUGUAUUAAUAAAAAUUCACUCUUUCACUUUA